Corticium candelabrum is the source of this 549-nucleotide messenger RNA. RefSeq names its product mediator of RNA polymerase II transcription subunit 8-like. The record is from RefSeq and is a predicted model, not a curated record. Gene Ontology annotation, cellular component: core mediator complex; mediator complex. Bases 20 to 511 code for a protein of 163 amino acids. Gene Ontology annotation, biological process: regulation of transcription by RNA polymerase II. NCBI's taxonomy places the organism in Eukaryota, Metazoa, Porifera, Homoscleromorpha, Homosclerophorida, Plakinidae. The transcript is spliced from 6 exons. Gene Ontology annotation, molecular function: RNA polymerase II cis-regulatory region sequence-specific DNA binding; transcription coregulator activity.
AUAGCCCGGAUAAUUGAUUAUGCAGACGUCGGAGAAACAAAUGGAGACGGCUCUCUCAUCGAUUGCUGUUCGGAUAGACAGCUUGAAGAACUCGUUGAUGUCUCUACAAACGAAGCUAGAAAGGGACCAACCAAACUGGCCUGCACUCUUGGAGAGCUUUGCCACACUAUCAGGACAUCUGAACAUGCUACUCAGGCAGAUCAAGCACGACAAAACUCCACCACUCCAGAACUCUGUCGUUCUCCCAGUCGCACUCUCACAGCAGCGAGACGAAGAACUAGAGAGACUGACAGAAGGUCGAGUUCCGGUGCUUCAUCAUGAAAUCGUGCCUGAUUAUUUGAGAACGAAAUUAGAUUUGGAGUUGGAGAGUCAGGAACAAGAGCUGGAAGUAGAAGUGGCAAAGCUGCCGCAGGAGACUGUGCAGGAACAAGUCGCAUCAUUGAACGACCGGGUCAGACACGUACUUCAACUCGUCAGCGAAUACAAAGAAAACUGGGAAGAACGAACCUAAACCAACACUCACCACCACAACAGACGAAACUAAACUAU